UUUCAGAACAGACAGUCACGUGGUUUUAAAUAAUAGAUUUACGAAAACAACACGUGGUUAAAACAAAAGAUUUCAAAAACAGCGUCAGAGUGUUAACGGAAGUAAAAAUUAGCAGAUGGAAAGAGAUGGGAAAUCGAGUUAAUAAUAUAUUGCUUGAUUUGACGAAGUAGUUUGAAUUUUAAAUUUUUUAUUGUAGCUUUUCUUAUAUGAACCAUACUUGUGAUGUAUUUACAGAAACCGUUUUAUUUUUGAAUGAAAAUACCUAUUUAAUGGAUUAUAAAUCCAUGUUUUAUCCAUGAAGCAGCUUUUUUAUGUUACUUUUCAAAUAAUAUUGCUAGCAAAAGUGACUUUAACGACUCAAAACUUACUUGAUCAAAACGGAUGCAAAGUACUUGCUGUUCUGUGUCUUAAAGAUCCAACAUGUGGGGAUGCUGAGGUGUUUUAUGAGAAAUGUUUGGAGAGAUUAAGUGCUAACUUUGAACCUUAUAGAAAUUUAAUUGGUUUUGAAAAAGUGUUAUCCAAUCCAGUAACAUUUUUAAGUUUGGCCCUUUUUCCAAAUCAUUUGGAUAAAAACACAAAGAAUUAUCACAAAAAAAUUGAAAAAGAAACUGUUAAACGAGCUGAUGAAGAUCAGUUCUUAAAUGUUGACAACAGAAAAGAUCGAUUUUCAAGUGACCAUAAAGGACGAGAUCAAUUUUUAAGUGAUGCCAACAGAAAAUUAAAAAAAGAAAUUGUCAAUCAAGCUCUUGAAAUUAUUCAAAAAUUACUAAACAAAGAUAUAAAACCUUAUAAUAAAGAGUUUUCUAAAGAAGACAUUUAUGACAUUAGUCAUGUACCAAAAUCCCAAUCAGUAAAUAAAGUCUUAAGUUCCCCCUCUUACCCUAUCACUAGUUCUGUUGUGUUAGAUAAAAAACAUGUAAUUUCUAAUGUUCAUGAUUUGGAAAGAAUAGCUAAUGUGAUUUACAGUCAAAAUGAAGAAGAUAUUUCAGAAAACGAUAAUGAUAAAAAUGAUAUAAAAGUGUAUACAUAUCCAAUUUUAACUUCAAUUCAAGCUGCAUCACUGGGAAGUAUUUUGCAAAACAUAACAAAAGCUAUUUUUGUUUUCAAUAAACAGCAAGGAAAUGAAAUUACUUAUCUUGUAUAUACACCUUCCUUACCUGUUUCUACAAAAACCUUGCAAAGUAUAAUCCAAAGCAUUAAUACUGAUCAGAGUCUUCGAGAAGUAAUAAAGAAUAUAUCUGGGGUUGAAUUGUUAUCUGCAAACUCAGCUGAUUCGGAAUUACAGGUUGCAAAUUCCAGAGUAGAAAUACCAAAGGAGAAAACUUGGGAUAAGAUAACCUUGACAACAGUUCUUAUUUGUGGUUGUGUCCUAGCAACUUUUAUUUUAUCUGCUGCAUUUUGUCUUAUUAGAAGUAAUUCCAAAGGUGCACCUAUAAUAUUAAAAAAACAAGAAGCAGUUCAAGAUUACCAAGAACUAUUGCGGACUCAGAUGUCCAUUGUUAACUUACCAAAGCCAGAUGAUAAGUUAACUGAAAAAGAAGCAAGUAUGAAACAAGCAUGGAGUGAAGAUUCUAUAUACAAAAUGGAUAUCACUACUGGGCAUGUUAUACUGGCUUACAUGGAAGAUCACUUGAAAAAUGACAAUCGUUUAAACAAGGAAUGGGAGGCACUUUGUAAUUAUCGACCAGAUGAUACUUCAGUAACGCAAGGCAGUGAAAUGAAAAAUGCUAUCAAGAAUCGUUACCGUGACAUUCUUCCAUAUGAUCAUUCAAGAGUGAAGUUAAAUCCCAUGACGAAUGCUCUCCACUCUGAUUAUAUUAAUGCUAGCUUUAUAACUAAUAUUCGAGAUGUUGAAUACAUAGCUGCACAAGGUCCUCUUUACAAUACAGUUUCAGAUUUUUGGCAGAUGAUAUGGGAACAAGGUGUUGUUAUUAUUGUAAACCUUACUAGGCUUUCUGAUAUGGGGCUUCCACUGUGUCAUCGAUAUUGGCCUGAAGAUGGAAGUGAAAUUUAUCAUAUAUAUGAGGUUCACUUGAUUUCUGAACACAUUUGGUGUGAUGAUUACCUUGUUAGAAGUUUGUAUUUAAAAAAUAUGCAGACAUCUGAAACACGCACAGUAACUCAAUUUCAUUAUUUAACAUGGCCUGAUUUGAGUGUUCCUAUAUCUCCCAAAUCACUUCUUGAUUUCAGAAGGAAGGUAAAUAAAUGUUAUCGUGGUCAUGCACGACCAAUUGUUGUUCAUUGUAAUAAUGGGGUUGGAAGAACAGGAACAUACAUACUUUUAGAUAUGAUAUUAAAUAAAAUGAUAAAAGGUGCAAAAGAAAUAGACAUUGCAGCAGCUAUUGAACAUCUUCGCGAUCAAAGAGCGGAUAUGGUGAAAACCAAGGGUCAGUUUGACUUUGCAUUAAUGGCUAUGGCAGAGGAAGUAACCGCCAUAUUAAGUUCUGUCUCUAGAUAAUAUUUUGUUUGCUUUAAACCACCUGCCUUCAUGCUUUUUUUUUUUAUAAUGCAUUUUCAAAGAAUAUAUUUAAAAAGUUUUUUGAGUUAGGUUUUUGUGAUUUUUUUUUAAUUAUUUUUUUCGAAUUUAUUUAAAACAUAUUUAGGAUUCUCAUCUAAUUUAGUUUUUUCGUGUUCUUUUGUUUGUGUUUAUGUUUUUUGAGUCAAAUUUAUUAUUUUUAAAUUGGUUUUUGAUUUUUUUAAAGUUACUUUUUUUUUUCUUUUUUUUAUGAAUAAAUUAUUUUUUUACAAAUUACGAUCCUGCGUCAUACACAAUCCUGUGUUAUAAAUGUGCAAAAGAUUUGUUUAUUUUUUUUUUUUGUAUAUAUAAAUAUUCUUAUUCCAAUUUUUAUUUGUAUUACUACUUUUUAUUUGUAGCGCUGUAAAAACUUAAAAAAUAGAUAUUUAUUUUGAGCUUAUGUAUUUAUACAAAUGUAGACUUUGUUAACGAUUUCUAGGUGAAGUUUGUCUUUUUUUGGCGUUAAGUUUUAAUAACUGCACUCAAGGAAAGUCAUCUAAUUUGUGUACAGUGUUUUUUGAAAGCAAAAAGGACUAAUAAAAUUUUGUGUAUAUUAAA
Molecule: messenger RNA, 3073 nt
Organism: Hydra vulgaris (swiftwater hydra)
Lineage: Eukaryota; Metazoa; Cnidaria; Hydrozoa; Anthoathecata; Hydridae
Product: receptor-type tyrosine-protein phosphatase N2
Biological process (GO): protein dephosphorylation; regulation of secretion
Cellular component (GO): synapse; secretory granule
Molecular function (GO): protein tyrosine phosphatase activity
Source: RefSeq, a predicted model, not a curated record